Molecule: messenger RNA, 1068 nt
Organism: Pestalotiopsis fici W106-1
Lineage: Eukaryota; Fungi; Ascomycota; Sordariomycetes; Amphisphaeriales; Sporocadaceae
Exons: 2
Coding region: 1-1068 (355 amino acids)
Source: RefSeq, a predicted model, not a curated record
AUGGCCGUCGGAGCCUCCACAGCUUCCAUCAUCCGAACCGAUGACAGCCAUAUCCUGGAAACGAGUAGCCUUGUUGGGCAAGACAUCACGAUGCAAUCGCCAUUCCCAGAUAUUUUAAGCGAAGACUAUCCCGACUUUCGCGCCGAGAUCUCAAAGAACAGGUUUGCGGUAAUAAAAAAUGCAGUACCACGAGAACGAGCAAUUCAAUAUGAAGCAAAAGCACACGCAUGGCUGAACUCUUUUGAAGCUGGCUUGGACCUCGAUGACCCGUCAACGUGGUUGGCGGAGAACCUGCCACUCGCAAACAGCAUUGGUUCUUAUGCACACUAUUGCGUCGCACACGAAAAGUUCGUCUGGGAAGCCCGGCAGGAGCCUGGAGUAUUGGACGCGUUUUCCAAGCUGUGGGAGACGGACCGGCUGCUUGUCAGUUUUGACAGCCUGAAUGUCACGCUUCCCAACCGCAGGGACACGCCUCGUCGCGAGCCUUGGGAGCAUAUCGAUCAGAGCCCUCUACGCCGUGGCGUUCACUGCGUGCAGGGCAUCAUUAACCUCUCGCCCUCGGGCCCAGAGGAUGGUGGCCUCGUAGUAUUCCCGGGCUCGCACAAGCUAAACGACGAGUUUUUUGACGCCAAGUCUCGCACAGACAAGGAAUCAUGGCAGCCGCUCAAGGACGUCUACCUUUUCGGAGCCGACGAGUUGAAAUGGUUUGCAUCGCGGGGAGUUGUCGCGCACAAGGUCUGCGCAGAGCCAGGCGAUCUCAUCAUGUGGGAUAGUCGAACGAUACACUACGGAGCGGAGCCUACCGAGAGGAGCUCUCAGAUCCGAACGGUGAUCUAUGCGACUUACUCACCAGCGGCUCUUGCAUCGCCAGACCAGUUGAAGCUGAAAAGGGAGGCCUUUCAGAGCUACAGCGGGACAAGUCAUUGGCCGCACAUGUAUAUCGUACCUCGAAGCAAUAUCCCAUUGUUUCCCGACAGAACUGUAGAUCCCAGAGGCAGAAAUGAGCCUUUGGAGAAGCCCGAACUGACGGACAAGCUACUAAAGCUUGGUGGCAUGAAGGACUAUUAA